Sorghum bicolor (sorghum) is the source of this 2360-nucleotide messenger RNA. RefSeq names its product heat shock 70 kDa protein 8. Bases 125 to 2044 code for a protein of 639 amino acids. The record is from RefSeq and is a predicted model, not a curated record. Gene Ontology annotation, biological process: cellular response to unfolded protein; protein refolding. Gene Ontology annotation, molecular function: ATP-dependent protein folding chaperone; ATP binding; misfolded protein binding. Gene Ontology annotation, cellular component: cytoplasm. Lineage: Eukaryota; Viridiplantae; Streptophyta; Magnoliopsida; Poales; Poaceae. The transcript has 2 exons.
GGGACUUCCCGACUCUUCCAGCACGAACCCGAGCGACCUCGGUCGGACUCAGGCACUCAGCGGCGACGCCUGUCGGCGAGCGCGCGCCGCGUGCCUGCCCGCGGUGUCUCGUCGUCUCCAGAAGAUGCGCCCCGGAUACUCGCCUUUCCCCCUUCUUCUACCUCCUUCCACCUCCUUCUCUCCACUCCGCACCCCUCGGAUCGCGCGCCCGCAGCAACUGUUGUUCUCCUAUCCGAAGAAGCGGCACAGAGCACCGCCCGGAGAUUCCCCGACCCGUCGCCGUCGCCGUCGCCGUCGCCUGGCCAAGAUGGCUGAACAAUUAUACACCGUGGCAUCAGAUAGUGAAACCACUGGGGAAGACAAAUCACAGCCUUCAUUCCCUGAUGUUGCUAUUGGCAUUGACAUUGGGACUUCCAAAUGCAGUGUUGCUGUUUGGAAUGGUCACCAAGUUGAGCUCUUAAAGAAUACCCGUAAUCAGAAAGGGAUGAGGUCAUAUGUCAUGUUCAAAGAUGAUACUCUUUCAGCAGGAGUUACUGGAGGGGCAGCCAAGGAAAAUGCACAUGAGGAAAGAGACAUCUUAUCAGGAAGUGCCAUAUUCAACAUGAAACGCCUGAUAGGAAGAAUGGACACUGAUGAAGUGGUUCAAGCUAGUAAGACCCUCCCAUUUCUCGUGCAGACAUUGGGUAUCGGUGUGAGACCGUUUAUUGCGGCACUCGUGAACAACAUGUGGCGAUCUACAACUCCGGAGGAGGUCCUUGCCAUCUUUCUUCUUGAAUUGAAGGCCUUGGUGGAGAUGCAUCUUAAACAUCCUGUGAGGAAUGCUGUGCUUACCAUACCAGUUGCAUUCAGUCGAUUUCAGCAAACCAGGAUUGAGAGAGCCUGUGCUAUGGCUGGGCUGCAUGUGUUGAGGUUGAUGCCGGAACCAACUGCUGUGGCACUUCUGUAUGCUCAGCAGCAGCAGCAGCUUGUGAAUGACAAUAUGGGAAGCGGCAUUGAGAAAAUUGCUCUGAUAUUUAACAUGGGUGCUGGGUACUGUGAUGCAGCCGUGGCUGCCACAGCUGGAGGUGUUUCUCAGAUAAGAGCAUUAUCAGGAUGCACAGCUGGUGGGGAGGAUAUACUUCAGAACAUAAUGCGCCAUGUUGUUCCCAAUUUUGACAAUUUAUAUGCUGGCCAGACAAUGGAUAGAAUCCAGUCGAUGAGUUUACUGCGAAUGGCAACUCAAGAUGCAAUUCACAAACUGGUUAACCAGGAAACUGUGGAGAUCAAUAUAGAUUUGGGGAAUGGCCACAAAGUGUCCAAAGUCCUAGACCAUUCAGAGUUUGAACAAGUCAACCGGGCAAUUUUUGAUAAGUGUGAAAAGAUCAUCAACCAGUGCUUGGUUGAUGCGAAGUUAGUACCAGAGGACAUCAAUGAUGUCAUAUUGGUUGGUGGUUGUUCGAAGAUCCCCAGAAUCAGAAGCCUUGUCCUGGGUCUAUGCAAGAAGGAGAUCUCUUACAAGAACAUAGAUGCUCUAGAAGCCGCUGUUUCUGGUGCUGCGCUGGAAGGAGCCAUCGCUUCAGGAGUGAAUGAUCCUUCAGGGAGCUUGGAUCUUCUCACAAUCCAGGCAACUCCUAUGAACCUGGGAAUCCGUGCCAAUGGCGAUAGCUUUGCUGCAAUCAUUCCCAGGAACACGACAGUGCCAGCCAGAAGGGACAUGCUGUUCACAACGACACAUGACAACCAGACUGAAGCCCUAAUUGCUGUGUAUGAAGGAGAAGGGGAACGUGCUGAAGAUAACCAUCUGUUAGGAUACUUCAAGAUUACUGGAAUCCCAGCAGCCCCUAAGGGAACAGUUGAGAUCAGUGUAUGCAUGGACAUCGACGCUACCAAUGUCCUCAGGGUGUUUGCAGGGGUCGUCAAGCCUCAAGGCCCAGCCACUCCACCAUUCAUCGAGGUGAGGAUGCCAACGCUGGACGAUGGCCAUGGCUGGUGUGGGCAAGCUCUAGCAAAGAUGUAUGGGAAGACUCUCGACCUUGCUGUUCUUCCAAAGAAGCUGCAGCCAUGAUAUGUGCCUUCCGUGGCCCCCUAAGUAGCUGGUGCGUUGUGCGUACGCGGUGGAUGCUCAGUGUUCAGUAUUCGCUGUGUUAUGGUCCCCCGUCUUUGUGUGAUCACUGUUUACAUGCUGUUGGGCAGUCUACAGAACUGAACUACCAGUUUCAUCCUUGUACAAUAAUGUGUCUCCAGUACAUGUGAAAUGAAUGUUGCGCAUGUUUUGGCUUCAUUCAUAGUUUUCAGGAGUAGUUGAGUGCUUGUGUACAGAACGAAACUUUCAGUUUCACUUUUUUUUUUGGAGAAACAUCUGUGUCUUGUUGAGUGCUGUA